UUGUGUUGUCUCAUGCACAGUGCUUUAUUAAUAACCCUGGUUAAUUGUAUGAAGUCCUUGCCCUGCCAUGGAGCCGAGAGGCGGUGGAGCAGAAGGGAACGGGCUUUGUCCCCCCGCCCAGCCCGGGGGCGGUGCGGCACGGCCGGAGCUCCCACCGGCACAGCCCUCGCUCCUCAUCCGGUGCCGGUGCGAGGCAGAGCCAUCAUCCCGCGGGCUCGCAGGCUCCCGCUGCCAUGCGGGGCCCGCUGCUCUGGGCGGGCUGGCUGCUGGCCACCGGCUGCCUGGUGGGUGCCACGAGCAGCUGCCGGCACCGGUGCUGCCCCGGCAGGAACAACGCCUGCUGGGCCCCCGGUGCCCGCCGCGCUCGCUGCUACUGCGACUCGUACUGCCAGAGGACGGGGGACUGCUGCCAGGACUACCUGGCCACGUGCCGCCGUGCCGGUGAGUGGCGAUGGGGAUGGCACUGGCCAGACCGCGGCUGGGGACACCAGCCUGUGCUGCUGUGCUCGGUGGCGAGUGUUUGCUGUUACCUGUUAGCCCCGUGCUUCGAGUGAUGACAGGAUGUGUCAGGGGCUGCCGGCUGGGCUGGGUAUGUAGCAGUGUCCCAGUUGUCCCCUUUUUUCCAUGCCGAAUGUCUGGCUGGCCCCGGUGCAAUGAGGGAGCCCGUGGCCUCUGGUCUGCAGGUGAUGGUAGCGCAGUCACUGCAAGCCUGAGCGGUCAGUGUGGGACCCAGCAGCACAAGCCCCGAUGUCACAGUCUGUGCCUUGUACAGGGACGGGGAACCGGGGGCUGCUCUGAGGGUGCCAAACAGGACUCAUGGGCUUGGGGAGUGCAGAACCAGCCUGCUCUGGGGACCCAGAUCUGGUCAGGCGCUGGCCACGGCCCCCUGGACAAUUGCAGCAGUCAGCUCUUCCUAAUCUCCGGGGAGAUUAGCAGGGUCCCAGCUCAGCGCGAUGCACACAGGGAUGAAGUCCUGCGGAAGCAGCUCACAAUGCCCCUGCACUGGCAGGGGUCAGGGGAAAGGGGCUGCUGGGGUCACUCUGCCCUUGCCCUUCCUUCCCUCUCCCGUCCCCCGUGCUGCAUCUCCCCUGCUCUUUCCAUUGUUCGUGACACUGAAACUCUUUCUUUUCCCUCUCCUCCGUCCCUGGCAGCAGUGGGCUGUGCUGUGGGGCCCUGGGGGCCGUGGAGCGGGUGCAGCUCCCCGUGCGGGGUUGGCAGCAGGGCCCGCAGCCGCCAGGUCACUGUGCCGCCCCGGCACGGCGGGGAUCCCUGUCCUGACCUCAAGCAGCGCCGCGGCUGCCUGGGGCAGCACCCGGCCUGCGGCACGGCCAAAGCUUCUCUUCUGCCAGAGGUAGCCAAGAUCCUCCCCAACUUCUUCAGCCAGGACUUCAGAGAUCCCUGGCGAAGAGCUGGGCUGCCACUGCUGGAGGAGCCCUCUGGGUAUGUGCGCAGUCGGGGCCCCUCUGUAACCACGAACAACCCCAACUCUGUCCCCAAAGCCGGGACCCCUCCUGCACCCCCGUUGCAGUCAUGGCCCCUCUGCACCCCCCAGACCCAGGGCCUUUUUGCUUCCCACAGCCAUUACUUUUCUCCCCGUCCCAAACCAUGGCCCCCAUACAUAACCAUGGCCCUUCGUAUAUCCCACAGAACCAUCAUCCUUCCCACCCUCCAAACCAGGAUCCCUCUGCACCCCCCCAGAGCCAUUACCCUUCUCACCUCCCCAACCAAGGCCUCUCUACCAGCCCCCAAACCCACAUCCUCUUUAUACUCAAAUCCAUCAAAAAAACCCCCACAAGCUCUGCCCUACUGCCUGCCCACCAUUUUCCCUCUUUUCUCCUCCCAUUUUCCCCCCUCCCCAGCUCCCCCCUCCCCAGCUACUGCGGCUAUUUCCGCCUGACACAGGUGGGACCCCCGUGCCGCGGGCGAGCCUGGAGCCGCCGGCUGCACCGGGACAAGCAGGUGUGUGUGGAGUG
Messenger RNA from Parus major (Great Tit), 1973 nucleotides. RefSeq names its product somatomedin-B and thrombospondin type-1 domain-containing protein-like. The record is from RefSeq and is a predicted model, not a curated record. NCBI's taxonomy places the organism in Eukaryota, Metazoa, Chordata, Aves, Passeriformes, Paridae. The transcript has 2 exons. Bases 452 to 1897 code for a protein of 481 amino acids.